CGCGCAGUUUAAGAUUCUGCGUUACAUUAUCACGAGUCUUCGGUGUCACAAUCAUAUGGGAGGGAACUGAGCUCCAAAAAAUUGCCAGUUUUGCGUCUCAGCAUAGUGUACUUGUCGUCAACCUCCCGAAAGCUUUUACAGAAAGUUGGCUGCAUCAGUUAUCCAGUUUCUGUCUGUAUAACUGAAAUGUCACAUGUUUUACGUAAAGUACAAUACUUCCAAAAUUUGACGUCACUCAAACACUAUUUCGGACCUUCGCUUGUCAACCGCUCAAUAAGAAAGCUUAGUGGAAACUCCAUUCCUCCCUCCAAAAUAGUAAAUGUUCAGUUUGUUGAUCGUCAUGGUAACACCAGACAUGUCGAAGGAACAGUUGGAGACAAUUUAAUGAUAUUAGCUCGCCAGCAUAAUAUUGAAAUUGAGGGAGCCUGUGAAGGUUCUCUAGCAUGUUCUACUUGUCAUGUCUAUAUUAAUCAAAAGUAUUUUGAUCUACUCCCAUCUGCUUCUGAAGGGGAAGAAGAUAUGUUAGAUCUGGCUGUCUUCCUACAAGAAAACUCUAGGUUAUCUUGCCAAGUAAUAUUAACCAAAGAACUAGAUGGGAUGAUAGUCACUCUACCAAAAGCUACACGAAAUUUCUAUGUUGACGGACAUAUUCCACAACCCCAUUAAUAGUCAUCAUCAUGUCCACUGUAUAUAUUAAUAAUAAUGAUAAUGUCAGAGGAAUUAAAUAAAAGCAAACGUUAUUUCAAAA
Messenger RNA from Schistosoma turkestanicum, 748 nucleotides. The record is from the annotation of a GenBank genome assembly. NCBI's taxonomy places the organism in Eukaryota, Metazoa, Platyhelminthes, Trematoda, Strigeidida, Schistosomatidae.